AGACGGAAAAAAGGAUAAAGGUUAGUAUAUGGCGGAGGCUUCCCUAGGCGUAUUUUAUGCCACCUCUACAAUCUUGAAAUUUGAUAUUUAAGAUCAUAAAGAUUGCCCCUGUAAUCAUUCCGGUUUUGUAGUAAAUCUUAUUAAAAGUUAUGGUAUGCUUGGAAGAGAGUGAGAGAGUUAUGGGUACAAGUGCAUUAUCUGAAUAUAGGAGAUGAAGAGAAUGACGUGGAGGACUAUGUGUGGUGUUGAGAGAUGGAUGUGGGCGUUGCGGUACUGGAAUUCAGUGGAAUACGUUGGAAUAGGUUUUUUUCCCCCUCUUUUCGCAUUGUGUAUCUCGACAGGGGGUAGGAAACUUCUACAGCUUCAAGCUCGAGAAAGGAAGAUGGUGCGUGAAAGGCUCGCACAUGUACAGAGGGCCAAGUUCGGGAUGUGCAGAGAUCAGGGAGUGUGCAUGGGGGAGGGUAUAGGUCAGAUCACAAAACAGAAAAAGUGAUAUACGAGUCAUUCAGAACAAAAAGCAGGUGUCAUGUCCAAUUACUUCCAUUCAUUCAUCUGCAUUAAA
Messenger RNA from Pseudovirgaria hyperparasitica, 562 nucleotides. RefSeq lists its product as uncharacterized. The coding region runs from base 212 to 493 and encodes 93 amino acids. Lineage: Eukaryota; Fungi; Ascomycota; Dothideomycetes; Acrospermales; Acrospermaceae. The transcript has a single exon. The record is from RefSeq and is a predicted model, not a curated record.